Zea mays is the source of this 2044-nucleotide messenger RNA. RefSeq names its product pentatricopeptide repeat-containing protein, chloroplastic-like. Gene Ontology annotation, molecular function: protein binding. The record is from RefSeq and is a predicted model, not a curated record. The annotation marks the transcript as partial. Gene Ontology annotation, cellular component: chloroplast. NCBI's taxonomy places the organism in Eukaryota, Viridiplantae, Streptophyta, Magnoliopsida, Poales, Poaceae. The transcript has a single exon. Gene Ontology annotation, biological process: chloroplast-nucleus signaling pathway; mitochondria-nucleus signaling pathway.
UUGGUUGACUUCGCUCCCCUCGGACUCGGAGUCGGACCUCGUAGAUUCAUCUCUUUCAUCCAGCAAUUAUCGCCGCACUCCUUCAACUCCCUCCUCGCCGCGCUCCUGCGCUGCCCCGGCGCCUCCCCCGACGUGGCCACGCUCAACACCCUCAUCCACGGCCUCUCCACCGCCUCGCCGUGCCCGUCCGCCCCCGCGCUCCUCAGGCUCUUCCGCUUCCUGCCGGAGGCCUACGCCUUCGCGCCCGACGCCAUCACGUACAACUCCAUGUUGGCUGCUCUGUGCCGAGCGGGGGACCUGGCCACCGCGCGCAGGCUGUUUGAUGGAAUGCGCGUGGGCGAGCAAGGCGGGGAGGCUGGCGCCUUCCCUAACGUGGUCACCUACACCACCAUGAUCAGGGCGUGCUGUGCGAGGAGGCUUGCCGAUGAGGCGCUGUCGCUCUUCAAGAUGAUGCUCGUGGAAGGCGUGCGGCCGAACAGGAUCACCUACAACACCAUGAUGCAGGGCUUCUGCCAGGCCGGAAGGAUGGAGCUGGUGAAGGAGGUGUUCGGGAUGGACUCAUUUAAGCCGGACACGUGCACGUUCAAUACGCUGAUGGCCGCGCAUUGUAGAGAAGGGCGGAUACAGGACGCGAAGAAGGUGUUUGAUCAGACGAUGGAGCUCCGCGUGAGGCGUGACUCUGCGAGUUACAGCAUCGUGACCCGGGCGUUGUGCGAGAACGGUGAGUUUGGUCGAGCAGAGGAGCUUGUGGACAGCCUCUUGGAGAAGGAGGUUCUCAAGAAAAGAGGUGGUUGUGUGCCACUCAUUGCAUAUUACAAUCCAGUUUUUAAGUACCUCUGUGAGAAUGGCAAGGCAAAGAAGGCCAGGUUGUUAUUCGGGCAGCUGCUGGAUAUUAGGAGCAAGGUCGAUUUCCUAGCAUUCAAGACACUAAUCCUAGGACAUUGUAAGGAGGAGGAUUUCGAACAAGGGUACGAGCUGGUGCUCUCAAUGUUGAAGAGGGAUCUUAUGCCUGACAGUGAGUGCUAUAUUGCUGUAAUAAAUGCCGCGGAGUUUUCUUUGUUCAGCUUGCGGAAGCGCCAUGAACUGGGUGUGGCAGUUCACAGCCAGGUUCUGGAUGGAACUUCAGAGGCAUUCCAGCUUUUCUAUGAGCUAAUUGAGAACAAAAGCACUUCUGCGGGUGCUGUACCCCGCAGCCUAGUCUUUCUGCAUCAUGCAGUGUGGUCUGUGAAGAGAAAGGAUGUUGGAACUGGAUGUCAAGCUGGUUGCCUUUCCUCAGCUGAUCAACAAGGGAAUGGCUGGUCAAUGAACAAUGGUUGUUUGAUGAUGGAAGAUUGCAUAUGGCAUUAAGGGGUCUGUAAAUGAUUUGAUUUUCUUGAGCUUACUCCUAUCAGCAGAUAUUUAGAUUGCACAAGUUCAUCUGAUGGUCAGUCCUAAAGACAAACUAAAGCCUGUAUUUCCUGAUACUGACAUGUGUAUUUAAGUGCAGGUGAGACAAUAGAGCUGUUGCUGCUGCUGCUUCCUGUUCAACUGGAGAAGAGUUGUGAAAAUCAAAGUGUCUCAAAUUAAAAAGAUAACUCCUGGUAAAAUGCUAGCGAAAGAACACCACGGUCUGUCAUGAUAUUUAGCAACCAGUGACAUCGUAUCUUUAGCAACAGCACAUGUCUGGACCACAUGACAGUAUAUGUCUAGGACUCAGUUCGAGGUUGAGAUCGAAGAACUUGAGAAGUUGGGCGUGAAGCUUCAGAACCUGAGCAACAUGCCAUGAUGCCAGCGGGAGUCGUGUUGCUUUCUACUCCCUCUGAUAUGUUCCAUAUUAGAAGACAUUUUGUUUUUUUUAAUUUCAACCGCUUUUGCUAUGUAUUUAGAUAUAUACUGUAUCAAACGGAAUGUAUCUAGAAAAGUAUUAAAAUUUGGAACGGAAGGGAUAGUUUGCGUGAUGAGAAAAAAAUGUCAUGGUUACGUAACUGAGAAAAUCGCGUUAAAACUGUUGGUACCUUGCCUCUGAAAAAUGGUUGCAAGUCAUGCAUUUAUUUCUUUUGCAUUC